Morchella importuna is the source of this 972-nucleotide messenger RNA. RefSeq lists its product as uncharacterized. The transcript is spliced from 5 exons. The record is from RefSeq and is a predicted model, not a curated record. Gene Ontology annotation, molecular function: pectate lyase activity. The coding region runs from base 1 to 972 and encodes 323 amino acids. Lineage: Eukaryota; Fungi; Ascomycota; Pezizomycetes; Pezizales; Morchellaceae.
AUGAAGUUCUCUAUCCUCGGCUUGGCCCUCACGGCCCUUGCUCAGCUGUCAAUGGCAGCUCCAGGCCCUCACGCUCUUGUCAAGCGCGCUUCCUCUACUGAGGCUGCCAACGCUGGAUACGCCACUUUGAAUGGAGGCACUACUGGAGGAGCUGCUGCUUCAUCGGUUACCACUGUUUCUACUCUGUCUGCUCUUCAAGCAGCUGCUUCCGGGACUGCAGCAGCUAUUAUUCACAUCACUGGAACCAUCACCGGUAAUGCUGUUGUCAACGUUGGCUCCAACAAGAGUAUUCUUGGAAAGUCUUCCGCCGCAUCUUUGGUCGGUAUUGGUCUUCGUGUCAACGGACAGACAAAUGUCAUUAUCAGGAACUUGAAGAUUUCCAAGGUUCUUGCCGAUACCGGUGAUGCCAUUGGUAUCCAAGACUCCAACAACGUCUGGGUUGACCACUGCGAGCUGUUCUCUGAUAUGGACCAUGACAAAGACUACUACGAUGGUCUCCUUGACAUUACCCACGGCUGUGACUACAUCACUGUCUCAUACUGCUACUUCCACGACCACUGGAAGGCUUCUCUCGUUGGACACUCCGACUCCAAUUCUGCUGAGGACUCUGGCCACUUGACUGUUACCUACAAGCACAACUACUGGAGCAACCUUAACUCGCGUACCCCCUCUUUCCGCUUCGGAACCGGUGAUAUCGUCAACAACUACUUCGUCAACUGCAACGACGGUAUCAAUACUCGCCAGGGUGCGAAGCUCCUUGUCAGAUACAACGUCUUUGAGGAUGUCGAUAGCCCACUGUACUCCACUGAUAGCGGUUACGCCUACGCCGUCGGAAACGACUUUGGUGGCGGAACUAACGAGGCCGUUGCUACAGGUUCAUUCACCAUGCCGUACAGUCUCAGCCCUGGCGGAACUUCCACUUUGAAGGCAUACGUCAUUGCUAACGCUGGUACCACCAUUACCUUUGGUUAA